AUGCAUUUCACAUUUCUGCCGGCAGCCCUGGUGGCUUCGGCCUCUCUCACGCUGGCAGCACCAGCAGAGGUUCCAAACCGCAAGUCAUUCCGCAUUACACAAGUACCACGGGGCCAAGUCUACAAGAAUGGCCCAUAUCAAAUGAUGAAGACCUACGGCAAAUACGCAGCCCACGGUGCUGUUGCGCCAUCGUUUGUCAAGGACGCUGCAGCUGCUGUGCAGAGCGGUAGUGUCGAGGCGGAUCCACAGCAGUACGAUCAAGCCUAUCUAUCGCCAGUCAACGUUGGUGGCAAGACUUUGGAGCUUGACUUCGACACUGGAUCGGCGGAUCUGUGGGUGUUCUCCAAGUUAAUGCCUUCAAGUGAACAAUCUGGCCACGCAGUGUAUAGCCCCAGCUCUUCGGCCAAACAACUGCGAGGUGCUACCUGGAAUAUCUCGUAUGGCGACGGUUCCGGAGCAAGUGGCACUGUAUAUGCGGACAAGGUCGCCGUUGGCAGUGUCACCGCCACUUCUCAAGCCGUUGAAGCUGCGACUUCCGUCUCCGCACAAUUCUCCCAGGACCAGGACAACGAUGGCCUGCUCGGCCUGGCGUUCAGCACGAUCAAUACUGUUAAGCCCCAGCAACAGACCACCUUCUUUGACACAGUCAAAAGCACCUUGGCAAAGCCACUUUUUGCCGUGGAUUUGAAGGCUGGCGCACCUGGCACUUACGACUUUGGCUAUAUUGACAGCUCCAAAUACAAAGGCAGCAUCACGUACACACCCGUGGAUAGUUCGGAUGGCUUCUGGCAAUUCAACGCGCAAGGAUAUUCCAUCGGUGGUAGCAACACGACGGCCGGUGGCAGCAUCGGUGCCUCCAUUAUGGACACAGGCACAUCGCUUCUCUACCUUCCUUCUCGUGUUGCCUCUGCAUACUACGCAAAAGUUCCUGGCGCCAAAAUCGACAACUCGCAAGGAGGCUACACCUUGCCUUGCAGUGCAACGCCUCCAAACUUCAAUGUUGCCAUCGGAGGAAAGACCUUCACGGUCCCCGGCUCAUACAUCAACUAUGCCCCAGUAGACCAAUCGGGCACGACUUGCUUCGGCGGCAUUCAACCCAAUACUGGUAUUGGAUUUACAAUUUUUGGUGAUGUCUUCAUGAAGGCAGUGUACGUUGUGUUCGACCAGAGCACCGACACUCCUCGCCUCGGUAUUGCUGCACAGAGCUAGAUUAACAAUGGUGACACUACACCACAGAGAGAACGAAGAACAGAACACGAACGACAGAGAAAUGCGUGCAGGCACCAUAGCACUGGAAUAUUUCGUAUCGUUUCUAGAUGAUUGUGUAUGUAUACAAGAACUGGCUUUUCUUAUAAUGAUCAGCCGAUAGUUUUUCCAACUCCAAA
Messenger RNA from Cercospora beticola, 1385 nucleotides. RefSeq names its product pepsin-like aspartic protease (gene SNP2). Gene Ontology annotation, biological process: proteolysis. Gene Ontology annotation, molecular function: aspartic-type endopeptidase activity. NCBI's taxonomy places the organism in Eukaryota, Fungi, Ascomycota, Dothideomycetes, Mycosphaerellales, Mycosphaerellaceae. The record is from RefSeq and is a predicted model, not a curated record.